Molecule: messenger RNA, 2280 nt
Organism: Hippocampus comes (tiger tail seahorse)
Lineage: Eukaryota; Metazoa; Chordata; Actinopteri; Syngnathiformes; Syngnathidae
Gene: vps52
Product: VPS52 subunit of GARP complex
Exons: 20
Coding region: 35-2188 (717 amino acids)
Biological process (GO): lysosomal transport; Golgi to vacuole transport; endocytic recycling
Cellular component (GO): GARP complex
Molecular function (GO): syntaxin binding
Source: RefSeq, a predicted model, not a curated record
UUUUUUCGUGCCUGCGAGUGACGUCACUGCAACAAUGGCGGAGGCUGCAGUGGACGCGAACACGGCGGAGAGGAUGACACAAGCGGCCAUGUCCUUCUUUCACGACGAGAUGACCGACGGGGAAAUGGCCCAGCUGCACCUGGGAGAACUGGACCUGACGACCGAUGAGCUGAUCUUGGAUGAAGUGGACCUGCACAUCCAAGCCAAUCUGGAGGACGAGCUAGUCAAGGAAGCGUUUCAGACGGGCGUGGACCUUCGCCAGUACUCCAAACAGGUGGAGGCGGAGCUUGAGCAGAUUGAGCAGGCAUCCAUCAAGGACUACAUCAAGGAGAGCCAAAACAUCGCUCUGCUGCACCAGCAGAUCAGUGCCUGUGACGCCAUUUUAGAGCGGAUGGAGGAGAUGCUGAGCGGCUUCCAGAGCGACCUGUCCUCCAUCAGCAGCGAGAUCCACACGCUGCAGCGGCAGUCUCUCAGCAUGAACGUCCGUCUGAAGAAUCGCCAGGCCGUCCGCAGCCACCUCAGCCAGCUGGUGGACGAGCUGCUGGUGCCGGGGGCCAUGAUCUCCACCAUCCUGGACAGUCCGGUGACGGAGCAGCACUUUGUGGAGCAGCUGCAUGAGCUCAACAACAAGAUCAACCUGGCCAAGGAGCUCAGCUUCCGAGAGACGCUGGCCUGCUGCGACAUCCAAGACGUCGUGGACCGCCUCAAGGUCAAGGCAGUGUGCAAGAUUCGCGAGUUCAUCCUUCAGAAGAUCUACUCGUUCAGGAAGCCCAUGACCAACUACCAGAUCCCGCAGAACACUCUGCUCAAAUACAGGUUCUUUUACCAGUUCCUCUUGGCCAAUGAGAGGACGGUGGCCAAGGAGGUGCGAGACGAUUAUGUGGACACCAUGAGUAAGAUCUACUUCAGCUACUUCAAGUCGUACAGCGGUCGGCUGCUCAAAGUGCAGUACGAGGAAGUCGCUAACAAGGAUGACCUGAUGGGGGUCGAAGACACCGCCAAAAAAGGUUUCUUCUCCAAACCAUCUCUGAAGAGCAGGAACACCAUUUUCACUCUGGGCCAGAGGGGUGCCAUCCUGAGCCCCGCCGAGCUGGAGGCUCCCAUUCUGGUUCCUCACACGGCGCAGAGAGGCGACAGCAGGUACCCGUACGAGACGCUGUUCCGCAGCCAGCACUACGCCCUGCUGGACAACGGCUGCCGGGAGUUCCUCUUCCUGUGCGACUUCUUCAUGGUGACGGGAAAUUCCGCCCUGGACCUCUUCAACAGCAUCAUGGGAAAGACACUCGGCAUGUUCCUGAAGAGUAUGUCGACGUACGUGGCGGACUGCUACGACGGCAUCGCCGUCUUCCUGUGCAUCCACAUCAUCCUGCGCUUCCGAGCCAUCGCCGCCAAGAGGAACAUUCCGGCUCUGGACAAGUACUGGGAGGCGGUGCUGGAGCUGCUGUGGCCGCGCUUUGAGCUCAUCCUGGAGAUGAACAUCCACAGCAUCAGGAACAGCGACCCGCAGAAGCUGGGGCUGCUCGACAGCCGGCCGCACUACAUCACGCGUCGCUACGCUGAGUUCUCGUCGGCCGUUGUCAGCAUCAACCAGACGUUCCCCAAUGAGAGGAUCAACGCGCUGCUGGCUCAACUGCAGGCCGAGGUGGAGAACUUUGUGCUGAAGAUGGCAGCCGAGUUCCCGUCCAGAAGGGAGCAGCUCAUCUUUCUCAUCAACAACUACGACAUGAUGCUCGGCGUGCUCACGGAGAGGGCAGCAGACGACAGCAAGGAGGUGGAAGGCUUCCAGCAGCUUCUACUGGCCAGGACGCAGGAGUUUAUUGAGGAGCUCCUGUCGGCACCCUUCGGGGGGAUGAUCGCCUUCGUGAAGGAGGCCGAGGCGCUGAUGGAGAAAGGCCAGCUGGAGCGUCUGAAGAGCGACGAAGCUCGUAUCUGCCAGCUGGUGCGAGGCUUCUCGGGCUCGUGGAAGCAGUCGGUGGAGGCCAUGAGCCAGGACGUCAUGAGGUCCUUCACCAACUUCAAGAACGGAACCGGCAUCAUCCAGGGCGCCCUCACCCAGCUGAUCCAGUACUACCACGGCUUCCACAAGAUCCUCAGUCAGCCUGCGUUCCGCAGCCUGCCGGCCCGCUCCGAGCUCAUCAACCUGCAUCACCUCAUGGUGGAGGUCAAGAAGCACAAGCCCAACUUCUGACCGCCGUCCGCUUUACAAUCUUGUGACGAAAAUCUGUGACACAAAUUCCAUUUCAGUGGAAUUGAAAUAGAAAGUAAAAAGUUGUGCGGGUG